AUGAGAAGGGUAAGAAGCACGGGCAAAAAUCUAAAAUACACGGGCUAUCUUGAUUAUGUCACCAUGUUACGAGUCGUGAAGCAUAUAGCAGCUGAAGAUUCCGAAAUGGCGAACGUGGUACAUUUGAGGCCGAGGACUGCGCUGAACAAUAGCAUCAUAGCUAUUGAGCUACACAGCGAUGUCCGUAGCAAGAAACCAGGGAUUCUCGUCAUUGCCACGAUUAAUGGAAUGGCGUGGGCUGGGCCGAACGCAGUUAUUGAAUUAGCAGAAAAGCUCUUGUAUGACACAAACUACCAAACACCUUUCUUUAAUGACUAUGAUUGGUAUCUCAUCCCGCUAGCGAAUCCAGACGGCAUGAAUUUCACCACGAACCUUCGUCAACACAGGUCAAUAGACUCAACGGAGUGGUCGCGUAACAUCACAGCAAGAGCUCGCACUAAACCUGCCGUAUGGUACAAAAAUGUCGACACCGAAAACGGCAAAACGUGUUUCGGGACAAAUGUCAAUCGUAACUUCGCAUACCAUUGGCAAGACGAUGUGCGGAAAACACCAAACAUAUGUUCACAAUAUUAUCCCGGACCCAAACCUUUCUCCACGCCUGAAGCGAGGGCCAUACGUGAAUACGUCCACAAGCUUGAUGACAAUGUACAUCUGGCGAUACACUUGCAUGCGAGUUUUGUGCCCAAGAAAGAGCUAAUUCUAUACCCGUGGCGCUACACGUUACGUCAGCCCAGCAAUUAUCGCACGUCACAAGAAAUAGGAGAGUACGCUGCCCGACAAGCGCGUUUACCAGACGGUAGACUUUAUGAGGUUCAGCAGGGAAGCAGUGACGGGCGCGUGGCAGGCUCCCUGAGCGACUACAUCGCUGGCGUGGUGGGCACGGAGCUGGUGUACCUCGUCAAACCGUACCAUGAGAUGUUUCCAAAUCACACUGAUACCUCUAUAUUAGAAUUGUAUGUAAGGAAGUCGAUAUCUGCUAUUCUCGGCUUGGUGCGCGGCUGGCGAAGCAGCACAAAGCAAAACACGCUUUCGUUCUUCGGUAAAGACGUCGAGUUCUAAUUAUUAUGAAUCUUAUCAUAUGUAUUUUU
Messenger RNA from Bicyclus anynana (squinting bush brown), 1088 nucleotides. RefSeq lists its product as uncharacterized. Bases 1 to 1059 code for a protein of 352 amino acids. The transcript is spliced from 7 exons. Gene Ontology annotation, biological process: proteolysis. Gene Ontology annotation, molecular function: zinc ion binding; metallocarboxypeptidase activity. NCBI's taxonomy places the organism in Eukaryota, Metazoa, Arthropoda, Insecta, Lepidoptera, Nymphalidae. The record is from RefSeq and is a predicted model, not a curated record.